AUGAGGUCAUUGAUCGCGUCGACCUCGAUUUUUGCUGUUCAACUUGCUAACGCCAAUGGAGCCUUGGAGACUGUCGCUCCUAUUGCCUCUUGUACGAAAGGAUAUGUUGACAACGGGACUGCUUGUAUUUGGGUUGAUUACGCAGCGCCCAACACCAUUUGUCCGAAAGGGGCCACUUACGAUCGGGGAAUGUGCAUUCAGAUUGCCAAGUCGCCCGCUGAUUUUGUUUGCCCAGCGAAUGCAGUUCCUCGAAACAAAAAGUGCGAAGUGGCGGAAACAGUGCAGCCUGUGAUGGACUGCCCUAAAGGACAUGUUAACAACGGCUCUGGAUGUGCCAAGACAGACUAUUACAGCCCCGACCGCGUUUGCCCCAAGGGAUAUAAGCAUGAUGGCGAUACAUGUUAUAAAGUUAACAAGUGUGAGGAAAAAGAUUAUGUUUGCCCUCCCGGAUACAUUAUUUCCGGGAAGCAAUGCCUAAUGAAGGAAUCUACCAAUCCUCAAGUUUCAUGCGCCCACGGAUACGAGCAUAAGAACAAUCAAUGCUAUAAGACAGAGAAGACAGACUUCAAAAUAUCUUGUCCGAAGGGCUAUAAGGCUGAUGGAACUAUGUGUUCUGCUUACCAGAAACAGCAUCCGGAUUAUGUUUGCCCUGAAGGAUCAUUGAAAGGAAAGAAUUGUGAAAUUGAAAUUGCCACCGAACCUUCGAUCGUAUGCCCCAAGGGCUUUGAUCUAGUCGGUACGUUGUGCCAGAAGGUGGAAACGACUCAGCCGCAGAUCGUGUGUGACAAGGGUUCCAACAACAUCAACGGUCGCUGCAUUACGUGGGACAAGGUUCCUGCUGCUCUGACUUGCAACGAGGGCGUGCUGGAUGACAAGAAGACCUGUGCAAUUAAGGAAGUGAUCGCGCCUUUGCGUAAGUGUCCAGAACACUAUGACCCCACUGAGAGCGGGUGUUUCAAGCAGUUCGUAAAGGACGUGACGAUCGAAUGCCCUAAGGGUUACAAACUGGAGGACACUGUGUGCGUGGCCAUAGUCAAAGAAAAGGCUGUGACUGCGCAGUGCACGAACCAAAUUGAAACUAUUUUGCCUGAGCUGUCGUGCAAGAAGGGAACGCUCGACGUGAAUGGCAUGUGUUUGGUUGCCGACCUGACUUCGCCUUCUGUGAGUUGCCCUGGCGGCUACAAGCACGACGGCAUGAAUUGUUUGAAAUACAGCCACGUGUCUCCGCAGGCGAUCUGUCCAGCGGGGUCCGUGGAGAAGCACGGUUGGUGUGAGGAGACGGUUACGACCACACCAGAGCUUUCUUGCCCGAAGGGUUACGUUCUUGGUACCGACGGGCAGUGCUCCAAGAGCAAGGUGGCCAGCUAUGUGUUGGACUGUCCGGACGGGUACAGAUUGCACCAGGGUGUGUGCAUCCAGCAGGCGAAGCAGUACUUCUUGACUGGUUCUGGUCCUCAGCAGAAACACAAUCACAAAUAA
Messenger RNA from Gregarina niphandrodes, 1479 nucleotides. Its product is annotated as putative oocyst wall protein. The transcript has 2 exons. Lineage: Eukaryota; Apicomplexa; Conoidasida; Eugregarinorida; Gregarinidae. The coding region runs from base 1 to 1479 and encodes 492 amino acids. The record is from RefSeq and is a predicted model, not a curated record.